CCUAGUGUGAUGAAUCAAGACCGAGUUGCUCCAGAUGCGUUUUGCGGAAGUAUAGCUGUCGAUAUCCGAGUCAUGACAACGUGUCGGAGGAACCAUGGUCGGCAGAUAGCCUUGCCUCUAACGCGCCCACCAGCCCUAUGGCUAUAGUUCCAGUCCCUGGGUCACCAGAUCAAUCUGCAAGUGAUCACCUGUUGGCUCCCACUUCUCCAUCUGUCCAACAACCUCUUUCUUCAACCUUAGGUCCCGAAGAACAGGGUCUAGUGUGGCGGACAAACCCCCCCGGCCCUCUCGAUGCGACAGAGCUCGGGCUUUUGGCCCACUACCUCACGCACACCAGCCACACCAUCCCAUUUGACGAACUCGACCUCUACGCCCUGUCGGUCGGGGUGCCAAAUCUGGCGUUCAAAUGCAACGUUGUCAUGUCAUCCCUGCUAGCGUUAGCAGCAGCAUGCAAAGCCCACGAUAUAGCAAAGCAAAAUCCAACCCCGCUGGACCACCAAAUUCUCGCGGACAUCGGGGAGCUGCUUGCGCUCGGGGGUAGCCACCACAUCGCUUCCCUGCGGCACAUCUCAGCAUCCAUGCAGAAGGCAGACUCGUAUGACCACCUCCUCGCCAAUGCGGCCCUAAUGGUCCUAUAUGCUUCUGCCAACCACUCCGUACGAGUGUUUCUCGCAGCUAUCGCAAAACAGCGCGGCCAGCGGCUGCCAAGCGACAUUCUCCCGCAAAACUCGCAGUGGAUCUCGUUUACCCGUGCAGCCCACACAGCCUCCACUGCCGUGCUAAACCACAUCAUUAACGGCCCCGAUUGCCCAGGAGUAGAUACACUACUCAUGUCCCCCGGGAUAGCGUCAUGUAACAAAGAUGUCCUAGCGCCGGAGGACGGCCCCACCAAUAACACAAAGAGGCUUUUUCUCCCUCUGGUCGCAUCGACGUAUAUCCGAGCUCUGGAGAGCCUACGCAGAAGAGCCGAGUCCACAGCGACUCUUUUAAAACAAUCCGACCAACACAUUAGCGACACGCACCAACUCGACGCAUCUUUAGAAACCAUCUCCAUACUUGAGAAAUGCGCAUCAACGGCCCUACUCCCACGAGAGGAUAACCCCAGCGUCGACGCCCCCCAAAACCCCCUAAUGUCAUACGAUGAACUCUCACGGGUCUCCUCAUGGGUAGCACAAUACAUGAUCAGUGUGACAUCGAUCCAAUCCCCGCGCGUGCUCCGACGAAUCAUCAUGUCGUUCCUCAACAAAGCACCAGCCGAGUUCCUCAGCCUCGUUCAAUCAGUUCUCGACUCACCAUCCGUGGAGGCGCGAGCCGAGCGGUGGAUGACGCAGGACUCGCCCGGGUCGGAGGAACCGUCGCUCAGCGCGACGCACCUCCUAGCGCUGGAUAUCUUCGCCCAUUGGCUGGUUCUUGUCAUGCUGCUGGACGGGGUGUGGUGGAUCGGCGACAUUGGACAGUGGGAGCUGGGGCAGAUCGUGUCGUUGAUGAAGACGCAGGAUCUGAUGAGUCAGUUGGCGGGUACUGGGGAGACGUGGUGGCCUGAGAGUAUGUAUUUGGUUAAGCGGGAGCUUGCGCCGAAUAUUAGCUAUUGAUGGGUAAGGCCUUAGAUUAAUUUUCUUUCUGGACUAUGUAUGUGCUGUAAUUAGCCAUUUAGUGACGCUGGUCGUGUUGAGGAAUCUUUCUAGCAAAGAUCCAGUCUAAGCUACCUGGGAGGAUGAAGUUGGUGACUAGAACAUAGAUUUCUGACGUGGAAUUAUCUUGUAUGAUUGCUCUAGUAACAUUAUACCUACAGUUCCGCAGAAAUAACUGUAUGAGGUUCAAUAGGCCCAUAGGAUUCUAUGUGAUCUGCGGAACGAGACGUUGCAGGGACGGGUGAACUGGAAAUUCCAGCUAUAAACAUCAAAAGGGCGAGCCAGAUCA
Aspergillus campestris IBT 28561 is the source of this 1920-nucleotide messenger RNA. RefSeq names its product putative C6 transcription factor. Gene Ontology annotation, biological process: regulation of transcription by RNA polymerase II. Lineage: Eukaryota; Fungi; Ascomycota; Eurotiomycetes; Eurotiales; Aspergillaceae. The transcript has a single exon. The record is from RefSeq and is a predicted model, not a curated record. Bases 138 to 1592 code for a protein of 484 amino acids. Gene Ontology annotation, molecular function: DNA-binding transcription factor activity, RNA polymerase II-specific.